UUUCUUGUGUUACCGCCCUUGGGCUGAGACAGUGAAGACGGGUGCGGGAAUUUUUUGCUUUCCGACGAGGAAUAGGUCAAUAAAGGGUAAAACGCUUGCAGGAAUUUCACUAAGGCAUUUAAUCAAACUGGUCUGCAGUCUCUCUCUGACGGACAGUGUGAAUCAUGGCUCUUCCGUUUAAGAAAGAUCUGGAGAAGUAUAAGGAGAUCGAUGAGGAUGAGAUUCUGAACAAGCUGUCAGAGGAGGAACUCAAGCAACUGGAGAGUGCUCUAGAGGAGAUCGACCCCGAGAAUGCUUUGCUGCCAGCCGGACUCAGGCAGAAGGACCAGACCACAAAAGGAGCCACCGGUCCUUUUAACCGCGAUAAACUGCUACAGUAUCUGGAGAAGGAGGCUAUGGACUAUAAAGACAGAGAUGAUUAUGCCACCUUCACUGGAGAGAAAAAAGGAAAGGUAUGGAUUCCCAAAAAGAAACCAAUCGAGAUCCAUCAGGAGGAAGCCACGACCCUUGACCCGGAAUUGGAAGAGGCACUUUCUAGCGCUACUGACACAGAACUGCAUGACCUGGCAGCUAUUCUUGGAGUGAACACACUGGUGACGAGCAUGCAGAGUUAUGACGGCACCUGUAUAGACGGUUAUAACAAUGUUAUUAAGGGAGAAAAGGUAAAGCCAGUUUUUGAUGAGCCACCAAACCCUACAAAAGUGGAGGAAACUCUGCAGCGGAUAAAAUCCAAUGAUUCCUCGCUGACCGAAGUCAAUCUCAACAACAUAAAGAACAUUCCAAUCCCGACUCUAAAGGACUUUGCAAAAGCCAUGGAGAGGAACACUCAUGUGAAGAAGUUCAGUCUGGCUGCCACCAGAAGCAAUGACCCUGUUGCCAUGGCCUUCUCAGACAUGCUACGAGAGAAUAAGACGCUAAAAAGUUUGAAUCUGGAGUCUAAUUUUAUCACAGGCACAGGAGUUCAGGCUCUGGUAGAAGCUCUGCGGGACAAUGACAUGCUAACAGAGAUCAAGAUUGACAACCAGCGGCAGCAGCUCGGUACAUCGACAGAGAUGGAGAUCGCUAAGAUGCUGGAGCAGAAUACAAGCAUCGUGAAGUUUGGGUACCACUUCACCCAGCAGGGUCCCAGAUCCCGCGCUGCUGCCGCAAUCACAAAAAACAACGACCUGGUGCGGCGGAGGCGAGUAGCGAAGGAUGUGUAGAACAUAUUCUCUCUCUCUCACAAGCUCAUCAGACUCUUGUGCCAAACCCUCUGAGGGAGCCGCUUCACCUGAAGAAGGGACACAACUGGAUACUUUGCCUCCCUAAUGUUAAUACUCAAUGAUCUUUUUGUUAUGUUGUAUUAUUAUUGUUAAUUGUUGUUUGUUUUUAUAGCUGCAACUCUUUUGCAGCCAUUUUUUUUUUUUGCUUGUGUAAAACCCUUUCUGCUCUUUUCUUUGUAAAAGUUCUUUGAAACGAAACUAAACAGGUUGCAACGGUUACACACAUGUACUCAAGCGCUAUAGUGAUCUCUUCAUGAAUGCGCUGGAUCAGAACCUGUCGCCCACAUUCACUCUGAACAAAUCUAGACUCAACUGGACUGGAUCUGCUGUGUUCCCCGCUUAAUGUGAGCUAAAUCUAGAUUUGUCGAGUCUGGGUUUGGAGCACAGGUUUCAGCAGAGAGCUGAAUGAGAGCCACGCUGUUAGCCAAUGAGAGCCACGCUGUUUGUAACAGACACUCUUUAAUAAAAGUCAUCUAUACUCUCAUUGUUAGCUUCACCGUGAGUGUGUGAGAAGAUUGUGCGGCUGUAGUUUUAUCAGCAUGGGUUGUGUGUGGAUGUCUUUGGGCAGCUGGGUCCUCUCAAAAACUCUCAGCUUCCACACUGCACCUCGGUUUUGCUGCCGAUUGAGACAAUUCAUAUUGUAAAAUUCACCUCCUAUUCCCGAAACACACUAAUACUGUGUGUCUGAGGAAUUAGAGUGCUAAUUUAAGAUCAGCGCCCCAUUUUCAUCAAAUGUCUUUGGAAAUGGAAACAUUUGUACUAGAUCAGCACUAAUGACAACCUUGGGUGUGUAAAUGAAGGUCAAAGACAGGUUUCAGUUAGGACUUAAAAACUUUUAGAGGUAUAUUUCCACCGAGCAAUGCACUAAGGGAUAUAUUGUUUUUUUUUUUGUUUUUUUUUAACACAGGAAGUGAGCAUUUAUGUAAUUUAGUUAUAGAUUUAGAUGAGAGUAUCUUUCCUGUAGAUAAAUCUAAAAUGGCUUUUCUAAUACCAUGCCAAAGACUAACACCUAAAUACUCUCAUUUUCAGGACUCUAGCUGAAUUUCAUUUUUUGAGUUUAUUAAAGGUAUAAUUCACCCUAAAAGAAAAUGCUACAUUUCAUGCCCUAAAUUGUUCCAAACUUGUAUGCUGUUAUUGUUUUUAUAGAACGCAAAAGAUUCAUUUUUAAAGAAUUUUCGCAUAGUUUAUGGUAACCACGGCUGUCAAACACCUUAUGGGUUAUGAAGACAAUACGAUAGUUUUGUAUGCGGGUUAGGACAACAUUGAAAUCGUUCACUGUAAUUGGUUCACCAACAACCAAUCGCCAAAUGGCUUGGAAUGUAACGCACAAGUUCGAAAAAUAGCUGCAUGAAGAUUCCCAUUCAAAAAAAUAAAUGAAUAAAUAACCAGAUAUGGGUUUGGAACAACAUGAGGGUGAGUAAAUGGCAAAACGUUCAAGUUGUGGUGGAUUAUUCCUUUAGUUUGUCUAGAAGAAAUAUUUCUGAAGCACAUGGUCUGUGCUAAAGAGGAAAUUGGGGAACUAGUUGAGUGAACGCGAGAAGGACGAGUAAAGUUUCAUCUUGAAUAGCAACCAAUUCUGAGCAUUUAGUGGCCCUGAUGCAGCCAGAGCCCCGAACACGUUUGUGCACAUUUGUGAUCGCAUGCAUGUUUGCAAUGUAAAGCUUUAUCUUUUCACUAAAGCGAUCUAACACCAGUGUAAAAUACUGAAUUAACGUUUAUACCGCUUGCCAUUUUCUGUGAGCUUGUACGUCCUACGAGGUUCAUUGAUUGUGGUAUAUAAUGUAGAGCACAGACGCUUUGCCACCAAAUGGACCUUCAGCACAAAAGUACGGCAUCUCAGGCGAAGCAGUCUGAGCAUGCCCGGUAUGGAUUAUUAUAUAGCUGGAUUACACAGGGGAACAUGUUGUACACCUGCUUUAAAUGCAAAAGCUAGGACCAAGUUUAAAGUUUUCCUUUUCUCACCUUGUCGUUAAGCUUCAUUGUUUUGUACUGUUCGGUUUUGUAAGAGCCUUGUGUAUCAAUUGACUUAUGUUUGUCUUUCAUUUUUCUUUGUGAACAAAUGAUGAAUUGUGUGUAUGAAAUCUUUUUUACAGGUUAUGGUUCAUGUUUCAUUCCAUCUUUGAUUAUCGGUUAAAGGUUCAUGCUUUGCUGAAAGCUUGUGCUUGUAAGAAAGAGCUCUGCAAUCUUACCAUGAGUUCAUUUGAAAUAUCCAUCUCAAAUCCUCUUCAGAAGAUUCCACACAUAUAUACAUAUAAAUAUCAUGUACCGUAAAUGCCUCUUAUAUUGCCGCAAUUUUGUAUGUUGAUACUACAUGUCUGGAUUCCAGAAGAGGAAAUCUUACUAUGUACUGUUAAUAAUAACACCCAACGCUGUAAAGUAUCAGACGUCAUCAAUAAAAUGUAUGUUUUUA
This is a messenger RNA of Sinocyclocheilus rhinocerous, 3672 nucleotides long. RefSeq names its product tropomodulin-2-like. The record is from RefSeq and is a predicted model, not a curated record. Bases 165 to 1202 code for a protein of 345 amino acids. The transcript has 10 exons. Gene Ontology annotation, cellular component: striated muscle thin filament; cytoskeleton; myofibril. Lineage: Eukaryota; Metazoa; Chordata; Actinopteri; Cypriniformes; Cyprinidae. Gene Ontology annotation, molecular function: tropomyosin binding. Gene Ontology annotation, biological process: muscle contraction; myofibril assembly; pointed-end actin filament capping.